Prunus armeniaca (apricot) is the source of this 990-nucleotide messenger RNA. The record is from the annotation of a GenBank genome assembly. Lineage: Eukaryota; Viridiplantae; Streptophyta; Magnoliopsida; Rosales; Rosaceae.
AUGCCUGCCUUCCCAGAAGAGCCAUUGCUUGCUCCGAACCCGGACCGCUUCUGUAUGUUCCCGAUCCAAUACCCGGAAAUCUGGGAGAUGUACAAGAAGGCCGAGGCCUCCUUCUGGACCGCCGAGGAGGUUGAUCUCUGCCAGGACCUACGCCAUUGGGAAACUCUAACCCCUGGCGAGAAGCACUUCAUCACCCACGUGCUCGCCUUCUUCGCUGCAUCUGACGGCAUCGUUUUGGAGAAUCUCGCCGGAAGGUUUAUGAAGGAAGUCCAGGUGUCCGAGGCUCGUGCCUUCUACGGCUUCCAGAUCGCCAUCGAGAACAUCCACUCCGAGAUGUACAGCCUCCUUCUGGAGACCUACAUCAAGGACUCGGACGAGAAGAACAGGCUUUUUCACGCGAUCGAUACCAUUCCCUGCGUCACCAAGAAGGCCCAGUGGGCCCUACGCUGGAUCGACUGCUCAGAAUCGUUUGCGGAGCGGAUCGUGGCCUUUGCUUGCGUGGAAGGGAUAUUCUUCUCGGGGAGUUUUUGCGCGAUAUUUUGGCUAAAGAAGCGCGGGUUAAUGCCGGGACUGACGUUCUCAAACGAGUUGAUCUCGAGAGAUGAGGGUUUGCACUGCGACUUCGCGUGCUUGCUGUACUCGCUGCUGAGGAAGAAGCUGAGCGAGGAUCGAGUGAAGUCGAUCAUACGAAAUGCGGUGGAGAUAGAGAGAGAGUUCGUGUGCGAAGCAUUACCGUGCGCUCUGGUGGGAAUGAACGGCGAUCUGAUGAGCCAGUACAUCGAGUUCGUGGCGGAUAGGCUGCUGGGUGAGCUUGGUUACGGGAAGAUUUACAAUGUGCAGAACCCGUUCGAUUGGAUGGAGCUGAUCAGCCUGCAGGGGAAGACCAAUUUCUUCGAGAAGAGGGUUGGGGAGUACCAGAAGGCUUCAGUGAUGAAUAGCAUCAACGGCAAUGUCGAUUCGCAUGUUUUCAAGAUGGAUGCGGAUUUCUAA